GCUUAGGGUCGCUGACGAUGACGGCAACGGCGUGCCAACAAACACGGUGGGAGAAGUGGUUGUCAAGGGAUACUCAGUGUUCCAGCAGUACUACGGAGACGAGGACAAAACUGCAGCCGCGAAGACAAAGGACGGGUGGUACAGAAUGGGAGACAUGGGGUGUAUCGGCGACGAUGGACUCUUGAGAAUCACUGGGCGGAAAACGGAGUUGAUCAUUAAGGACUCCGAGAACAUCUACCCCGCGAUGAUUGAGUUGCCAUUGCAGGAACAUCCGGCCGUGCAAGACGUAAAGGUAGUCGGAGUGCCGGAUGCUGUGUACGGAGAGGAGCUGUGUGCCUGCAUCAUCCUCAAGAGUCGGGAAGGCGUUGGAGAAGAGGAAAUGAAGCAGUUUGCGAAUGACCAUGGACUUAUAGAAGAGUACACUCCAGAAUACAUCCUGUUUGUGGACAGUUUCCCUAAGACAACUAACGGACGUAAGGUUGACAGAAAGAACCUGAGAAGUGCUGCUAUGGAACGAUUGGGGCUGAAAGAACUGGACUCGUGAAGAUCGAGUGAAGAACAUUACGCCACAUCUAAAUUUAGUAUUUGUAAGAGUUGAUGAUGAUGUAUUUUGAUUUAAUCUCCAAGCAGAUCCUACGGUAGCAUAAAGUAGAAUCAAAAGCUGGCAGAAGAGUGAAGCCGGCCCAGGAGUGUGUUUCGCUCCCUUUUUAACUCCCUUUGGCUGGCUAUACUCCUUGGCCAGCUUUGAUACUAUUUGAUGUCAUCGUAGGAUCUGUUUGGAGACUAGUUUUGAUCAACUACGUAAGAAGCGUAUCUAAGGCAAAUAAGCAGUGCACAUUUACACGUGGAACCAUAAGAAACUGUUGUUCAUUCGUAUCUACACAAUACCUGUGAUGCCCAGUUUUCUUUAAUCAGUCAUCUGCCAUUAUAAAUGUCGUACACUGCUUUGGUAUAUUGAAACCAGAUUUCUCAGAGCAAUGUAGUGAAAUGGCAGUGUCACACAGAUUGGCAACUGGCCUGUGUGGAUCUUGAUAAAGUCAAGUCAAGUCUGUCUAGAUUUAAUGUUACAGUUUGACUAUUUGCCUUUAUACAGUGCGAAUCUAGCGAGGCCUGAUCUUCAUCUCAGUGUGUUUAAGAGAGUAGUGAUAACCCUUCCAUGAUUUCCAGUUCACCCCAUCUGCAUAAGACUGAUGAUCCCCGCCAUGGUACAGACCAUUCAGGUUAGCAGUAUGACAGUUGGAGUACCACCAGCCUCCCUUGUAUGCCUGGGCACAGUCGAAACUUUCGCGAAUAUCAUUUUCCUUAUCCUUGGUUGAGAAGCACAUGGACGAAUGCCGGGCCAUACUGUUUCCUGAAUGAAAAUGAACUUUAUUAAAACAACUUCGGAAGACCACGUUAGCGAAGUGCUUUUUUGAGUUCUCACACAUUACAACUGACCUUUUACUAAUUGGUGUUAAAAC
Branchiostoma floridae (Florida lancelet) is the source of this 1460-nucleotide messenger RNA. Its product is annotated as putative acyl-CoA synthetase YngI. The transcript is spliced from 7 exons. Gene Ontology annotation, molecular function: medium-chain fatty acid-CoA ligase activity. NCBI's taxonomy places the organism in Eukaryota, Metazoa, Chordata, Leptocardii, Amphioxiformes, Branchiostomatidae. The record is from RefSeq and is a predicted model, not a curated record. Bases 146 to 544 code for a protein of 132 amino acids. Gene Ontology annotation, biological process: fatty acid metabolic process.